AUGACCUACAUAGCUGAAGUGAACAGUUGCAGAGAAACAGGCUAUUAUGGAUCAGAUUGUUCCCGUCCCUGUCCUGAUACCAACUGUCGUUAUUGUAACAUAGAGACAGGUGCUUGUCUGGGGUGUAAACCUGGAUACCAAGGGCAUCAGUGUGAAUUACCCUGUAGCAAAAAUUUCUAUGGGGAGUCCUGUAAGGAGGAAUGUGGUAACUGUAGUGACGGAGAGACUUGUAACAGUGUCAACGGAACGUGUACAAACGGAUGUGACAUCGGGGUUUAUGGAGAUAGAUGCAAAACACCAUGCUGGAAUGGAACUUUCGGGAAAAACUGUAAUGAGAGUUGUAACGUAAAUUGCGGUUUACCAGGAACCUGUAAGAGGACAACAGGAGAAUGUGAGGGCGGAUGCCAGCCCGGCUGGGAGGGACCUCAAUGCAAUAAUGUUUGUUCAGACUAUAGGUACGGAAUGAACUGUAGUCAGCGUUGUGGGAAAUGUCGAAAUCCGUCGAGAUGUCAUCACAUCAAUGGCAGUUGUUUGAAUGGAUGUGCAAAAGGAUACAAAAAAGUACACUGCACUGAAGGAUGUAGCUCGGACACAUACGGGUUUGACUGCUUGAACAACUGUAGCACCAGCUGUAUUAAUAAUACGUGUGACCCUGUCACUGGAUAUUGUCCUAUUAUAGAGGUGAUAUUUUUCCUACAAUGUCCUAGUGUUUUCACAAAUCAUUUUCCAAGACACUACAGUGUUAUUAAUCCCUCACAGAACUAUGUUAUUAGCAGUUUUGGUUCAGUCAUCGGAGGGAUAUCUGGUCUUGUCAUUGCCAGCAUUCUUAUUGCAGUUCUAGUUAUGGUUUUAAGAAUGCGCAGUCUACAGGAAGAAAGAAGAGAACAAAUUGAAAGACUUAAACAUCCCGAGACUGGAGCUGAGGGGACAGAUUCCAGUGAUUCAAAACCUCUGACCUCAACCAAACACCAAAGAAGUAAACACAAAGAUAGUGGAAAUCGCAAACAUUCUAGACGCAAGAAGAAAGGUGAAGAUGCUGAUGUUGAUGAAGAUGAGUUGAUACACUCGGAGAAUCCCUAUGGGGACCUUUACGCAAAUGAAACAACAAUUCGAGACAUACCUCUAAAUCAGCUGGAAUCAGUUAUAGCUGAGAAAAGAAAGGAUAAAGAUGACAGGUUUCAAAGAGAAUAUGCGACAUUACCAUACGGGGAACUAUACAAGUGUGACGCUGGAAAGAGAGAGGAAAAUGUGAUUAAAAAUAGAUAUAAAACUACAUUUCCCUAUGACCAUUCUAGAGUUAUAUUAAGAACGGAGUCAGGAUCCGACUACAUCAAUGCAAACUAUAUUGAGGGUGCAGAGAGAGAAAGAGAGUAUAUCGCAGCACAAGGCCCAAAGCCGAAUACACUUGACGAUUUUUGGGAGAUGGUUUGGCAAGAAAAUGUGUUCUCCAUUGUCAUGCUGACAAACUUGAAAGAAGGAGCUAAAGUCAAAUGCCAUCAGUAUUGGCCGGAUGCAAAUAAGAACGUCAACUACGGUUCGGUGUAUGUGAAAUUGAUGGAGGAAAAAGAAUACGCAUUCUACAUCGUACGAAAGAUGACAGCAAGGCACAGUGAAUCGAAGGAAUCACGAUCGGUGACUCAGUACCAUUACACGGCGUGGCCAGACCAUGGAACACCGGAACCUCUAUGUCUUGUUGUCUUUCUUGAUCACGUGACAAGAACUGGAUCCAGUCAGAAUAACCCUCCAACAAUUGUACACUGCAGUGCGGGGAUAGGUAGAACGGGGACGUAUAUAGCUUUGGAUGCUUUGGAGCGAAAAGGGCGAAAGAGAAAGAAAGUCAACGUAGCAGAAUAUGUCAAGAAAAUGAGGGAAAACAGGAUGAAUAUGGUCCAAACCUACGAACAGUACAUGACGGUUUUUCUUGCUUUGAAUGAAAUAUUUAAGUCGCCAGUUAACAUCAGCACUAUAGAAGACUUUUCCAAAAAGGUCGGGAAUAUGACGACUGAUGAACCAGCCAAUCAGAGUAUUGUACGAAAAGAAUUUCAGCUUUUGAUGAAGAUAAGACCUGUGUACACUGACGCUGACUUUAUGAUUGCCAAAGAAAUUUGUAAGGAUGGACUUUUGACAGGUGUAUUGCCUUUGGAUAAAUACAGUGUACAUCUUUCAACUCCAGUUCAGAAUCGAGGAAGUUUCAUCAAUGCCAUAUAUGUACCAUCAUUUACCAACAGUAGAGCAUUUAUUGUAACGCAGUAUCCUCCAGCAGAGGACGCUGUUGACUUCCUGCGCCUGCUCGGUGACCAAAAGUCGGACACUGUCAUCUGUUUGGAUCCGUUGGAUGGGAUUGAAUCGAGUAAGGAGUGGCUACCGGAUCAAUCCCCUAAAACAGUGCCUCCCUUCACCAUCCAGUUUCAAUUAAAAAAUGAAAUUGAUGUCAGAAGCACCAUCCUUCACAUUCGUCAGAAAAAUGGUAAGAAGUCUCAUUCGGUGACAGUUAUAGAACCCAAGUUUAGAAUCAAAACUUCCGGAAGUCCUCUGGAUACUUCUCAGCUUCGAAGUCUGGUUUCCGUCGCUCUAAGCGUGAAGACAGGAAAUCCUAUAAUCAUUGUCAGCAGCGACGGAGCUUCCCUUUGUGGUGCUUUCUGUGCAGUUCAUAACGUGGUACAGCAAAUUAACAUGGAUAAUAGAGUUGAUGUCUUUACUGCAGUUAGACAAUUUCAAGUUCGUAGACCAGCUUUUUGCUCCAGUCUUGAAGAGUAUGAACUUGUCAUCAAAGCUGUGCAUGAUCACAUUCAGCGAGGCACUGAAAACAUCUACUCUAAUCAAUAAUCAGGCAAUGUGGAGAGCUAGAAGCAAAGGAAUCGGAGGCUGUUUUCCCACCGAUAAAAUGAAAAUUCAUAUAAAAAAAGUUCCAUGGAUUCAUGUUGUAGUUGAUCAUUAAUUCUUUCUAUGAUUUUAUAUAUUAAUUUUGAUUUUUAUAUGCACAAAAUCUCUAUAGGAACAGGAAAUAAAG
This is a messenger RNA of Saccostrea echinata, 3010 nucleotides long. RefSeq names its product receptor-type tyrosine-protein phosphatase epsilon-like. The transcript has 25 exons. Bases 1 to 2826 code for a protein of 941 amino acids. The record is from RefSeq and is a predicted model, not a curated record. Gene Ontology annotation, molecular function: protein tyrosine phosphatase activity. NCBI's taxonomy places the organism in Eukaryota, Metazoa, Mollusca, Bivalvia, Ostreida, Ostreidae. Gene Ontology annotation, biological process: protein dephosphorylation.